Cloeon dipterum is the source of this 1778-nucleotide messenger RNA. RefSeq names its product GRIP and coiled-coil domain containing 88 kDa (gene GCC88). The coding region runs from base 81 to 1604 and encodes 507 amino acids. Lineage: Eukaryota; Metazoa; Arthropoda; Insecta; Ephemeroptera; Baetidae. Gene Ontology annotation, cellular component: Golgi apparatus. The transcript is spliced from 9 exons. The record is from RefSeq and is a predicted model, not a curated record.
UAAGAAGUGAAAGUUUUGUUUUUGUUGUAGCGUGGCGUGGCACUACUUAAUCGGAUCGGAAAUUCUGUUUUGUUGAAGAAAUGGCAGAUUCGAAGAGCAUUAUUGAAAAGCAAAAGGAACAGCUGCUGAGAUAUGAAAAGCGAUUGAAAGAUGUUGUGACUGCCUACAAAGGGCUAUCGAAAGAAAAAGAGGCUUUGGAGGCUAGUUUGAAAGUGCUAGCGGUCGAAAAGUCUGGCGGAAAAGGCAACAAUGCGGAAAAAACUGUGGCUGACCAGAAGCAGCUGAAGACUCUGUCCGAGUCUCUGGCCGUGCUAACUGCAGAAAAAUCUCGGAUGGAAAUGAAUUUUCAAGCUGAUAAAAAAAAGCUUUUAAAUGAAGUCGAACAACUCCAGCAACGUAUCAGAGGACUAGCAGAAAAUGAGCAAACCUUAAAGUACGAAAAUGACAACCUGAAAGCUAAACUGACCAUUGAAAAACACGACCGACUGCAGGAACAAGAAAAUUUGCAUGUCCUCAUUCAAGAAAAACAAGAUCAAUACGAGGAAAGAGUUGCUUCACUCGAGGCAAAGUUGACGGAGCUUUCUGUGGUUGUUGGGGAAUACGACCGCCACCGAAAUUUAGACCAGCAGGCCAUCCAGAUUUUAAAGGACCAAAUUUCCGAGCUGGAAAACCGAGCGCACGUUGUGGUCAGCGAAAUUAGCGAAAAGCAGGACCGAUCUCCCAAACAAAACAGUGAUGAAAGCAGUUACGAUAACUCUGAACUUCAUGCCACCUGCCGGGAACAGUACGAAUCAGCGAUGAGAGAACUCGAGCACCUCAAACAACUACAGACAUUCCAGUCACUUAGAGGCUCUAGAUCGGACGAGAGCAAUGCCGAGCUGGACAAGCUGCGUUCCCAGAACAGAAAUCUGCAGGAACGUGUCAAUUCUCUGACUAAGAAACUGACCCAUAGUGAAAACGAAAUCCACCUUGUCCGUCAAAGCAAGAAGCAGGUGGCCGAGAGAGAACGAGAAAAGUAUUCGGCUGAGCUGAGUGCCAUCCGGAAGCACCAAGACAGUCAAAUCACCGAGCUGGAGGACCAAAUUCGACAGCUGCGUGAGCGGUCGCUCAAAAUCCUUGAAGAGAAGGAUGUGGAAAUCGGAAAAUUGAGGAAUGCCUUGAAAAAUCUGUCCCCAAGCUCAGUUCUGGUUGGUGAGUUGAAGCAAUCGGUGGACCCAGAACUGCUCGCCGAAGCGGCUGGGGGCGACGGUGCCCCGCAGCUGUUCCACUUCUCCCAGGAAAACGCGAGGAACCUGGUUGAAGCGACGUCGCUGCGAAAGCAGAAUUUCAAGCUGGAAAGCGACGUGCGAGAGCUGCGCAGGAAACUGGCCUCGCUCGAGGUCACGAAAAACGACGAGAUAAAAUGUCUGCAGAGUGAAAUCGAAAGGUUGUCCCUGGGCAAGUCGAGGGAAGGAGCGAACCUGGAGUACCUGAAGAACGUGGUGAUGAGGUACCUGACGUGCGUCGACGACAGCAGCAAACGCCACAUGCUCUCCGCCAUCUGCACCGUCCUCAGAUUCAGCAGAGACGAAAUCAAAACUGUUAAUAAAAUUUAUAAAAAGUGAUUUUGGUAACACAGAGAUGAAGUUUUUCGGUUGUUUAUUGUGAUGCACGUAACUGCGAAAAUUAUAUUUUAAAUUGAAAUAGGAAAUUAUUCAGUUGCAGAAUUGGCUAACUGCGUGCGCUUGCUUGAUUGUGAUAAUAUAAAUUAUGACGAUAAAGUAUUAAAUUAACUGAAA